AUGCCAACAAACCGCUCUGUCAUUGCGAAGCCCAAGGCGAGGUCCGGCUGUGUGACCUGCAAAUCUCGACAUGUUAAAUGCGACGAGCAGAAGCCCGCCUGUCUGCGAUGUAGGUCCUCCAAGCGGAUAUGCGGAGGUUACACUGUCGUCCCCAAAUCAGCGCCUUCUGCAACAAAUCUUGUCGACGAUGAGGAGCGCCGAGGUUUCCUCUACUUCCAAGCUAGAACCAUCCGCAAGAUAUUCGGGCAGCAAGACGCACAGGAUUGGAUUCCCCUCAUCCUGCAACUUGGUCAUGCAGAAGCACCCGUCAAACAUGCCAUCAUAUCCCUCGCAUCCCUUCAUCGUAGUCUUGAGCCUACAGAACAUUUGCUGUACCCUUGUUCCAAGAAUCCCAAACAGGCCAUCGACAAGGCGCAGGUCGUUGCGCUGAAGCACUACAACGCGGCAAUCAAGAUUCUGAGAGUCGAGCAACCUGAUAUGACCACUCGUCCGGACCUGGUAAUGAUCCUAUGCAUCCUAUUCGUUUGCAUUGAGCAAUUUCGUCGUAAUGACGCUACCUGCCUCACACAUCUUCUCGCUGGGUUCAGGCUGAUCAACUGGUGGAGGUCUUUUACCAGUAGCUACGACAAGCUCAGACACUUCUCCAAGCCAACCAUGGAACUGGUGAAUGACAAGAUCACCCUUGUUCUUCAGCGGCUGCGCGUCCAGUUCUCGCUCUGUAUGGACUCCAGGCAUGAUCUGCACGAUGCCCUUGAUCUCCCCUCUUUCCCACCACCGACCAUCCCAACUUGCUAUGACUCGCUCGACGCUGCCAGGAUGGAUUUUGACCGUAUCAUGAACUACGCCUUCUCCGUUCUGCAUCCUCGCGGGAUCACAGUUUCUUAUGAACCAGCACAAGAUGUCAUCUCCAUUCUUGGCCGAUGGAAGCAAGCAUUAGACACUCUUGAUUCCCAAACAGAGGGCCGUACGACGCUGCAACGGUGUAUACGGAAAUUGCUCGAGAUUUAUAGCCACAUAUCGAUCAUCAUCGCUAGCACAUACAAUGUGGAAUUCGAAACAACAUUCGAUGAUUACACUCCCCGAUUUCAAGCUAUCGUGGACCUUGCCGACGACCUGGUGCAUUACUGGCAGAUUGUACCGCAGGAAUUCAGCUUGCUCUAUAGUUUCGACUUGGGCCUCACACCGCCCAUGUUCCUCGUUGCGUCACGUUGCCGGCACUCUCGGAUAAGACGCAAGGCCAUGGACUUGAUGCUGAAUUCUCCCUUCUAUCAUGGAGCUUGGCAAGAUCGGUACUCUGGGCUCUGUGCACGGCGGAUGAUUGAGAUUGAGGAGUUGGGGCUUGAGGAGGGCGCGUUCGUGCCCGAGAAGGCGCGAAUACGAAAGGUAUAUGCUGACCUUGAUGAAGAGAAUGAGCAGAUUGUCAUGCAGUACUUAUGCAAUCGAAAUAAUUAA
This is a messenger RNA of Clonostachys solani, 1452 nucleotides long. NCBI's taxonomy places the organism in Eukaryota, Fungi, Ascomycota, Sordariomycetes, Hypocreales, Bionectriaceae. The record is from the annotation of a GenBank genome assembly.